ACUGAAACAGCGAAAACUCGACUCAUUCCUCCGGAAGUUUCCCACAUUCCGGAUGCAUUUCACUUGAAAAUCGACAUUUUAAUCAACAUUGAAGUUAUUUUUAUUGCUUAAUCCCCAGUGAGCGAGUGGUUGUGUUUAGAAUCAUGUCCAUCGAGGCGGAAGUGCGUACGAUUCUAUCCCGUGCUCUGGACGCGGACGAAGCUGGCCAGAAGGAGCUGGCUAUCGAAUGGUACGGCAAAGCGGUGGAGACUAUUCUUCGUAUCGAGGACCGUGAGAAGCGGGAAAAGUUGAAUAAAUUCGCCAAACAGGCGUUGGAUCGAGCAGAAGAGCUGAAAGGAAUCAAGUACGUUCCGCCGAAGGAUCUGAAGGUGCCACAGCCGGGAACGUCCACAGCUCAUCCGGUGCGAAGCAGUGCCGGUUCCACCCACAGUCCGCUUCAUAGCCCAAGGUUGGAAAUCAGUGGAUCCGGGCAUGCCUACACGAGUGAGGAAAAAAAGGUAUUGGAGUACACGUCCCACAUCAACUCAAAGGUCUACGUUCCGUUCAUGGAUAUCGAUUUGAUGGAGAAGUUCAAUUUUCCCAUUCCGUUUACCGAUAAGGAUGGUUUGCUGGAGUUGGCCCCAAAGCAAAAGCGAGACUUUGUGCAGUGGAUUCGGGUCAGUGAGCUGAGCGAGCAUCCGCAGCUGAUUGCCGGGGAGCAUGCGGAUUUCUACAGCAUCCGGCAGACGGUAGUGUCGGAUUGUAGCUUCGUGGCGUCGCUGGCGGUGGCUUCUUUGUACGAGAAAAAGUUCAAGCGGAGGAUUCUGACGUCGAUUAUCUAUCCGCGAAACAGCCGAGACGAACCGAUCUACAAUCCGAGCGGAAAGUACACGAUCCGGAUGCACGUCAAUGGCAUUCCGAGGAAGGUUGUGAUUGAUGAUUAUCUACCACUGGGAAGGUACAACCAGUUGCUGUGUUCGUAUUCGAGUAACAAGAACGAAUUCUGGGUUUCGCUGCUGGAGAAGGCCUAUAUGAAGCUGAUGGGAGGAUAUGAUUUUCCGGGGUCGAAUAGUAACAUCGAUCUUCAUGCUUUGACGGGUUGGAUUCCAGAACGAGCUUCUAUUCGGACGAAGGAUCCAGACUUCAAUGCAGAUGCAGUGUUCAACCGAUUAAAGGAAGGGCUCAGCGCUGGGCGUUGCCUGGUGACGGUGGCCACCGGUGAGCUUACGGAUGCUGAAGCCGAACGUACAGGGCUGGUAUCGACCCACGCUUAUGCCGUGCUGGAUAUGCAGGAAAUUGAUGGAGUGAAGUUGCUUCAACUGAAGAAUCCCUGGUCUCAUCUACGUUGGCGGGGCAACUAUUCCGAACUGGAUGCGGUCCACUGGACGCCGGAGUUGCAGCAGCAGUUGAACUACGAUCCCAAAUUGGCAGCAAAUUACGACAACGGUGUAUUCUGGAUCGAUUACAAUUCGAUUUUGAACUUCUUCGACGUGUUCUACUUGAACUGGGAUCCGGCCCUUUUUCAGUACACUUACAGCAUUCAUCAGUCGUGGAGUGCCGGCGUGGGGCCUACGAAGGACGCCUAUAAUGUCGGGGAUAAUCCACAGUUCAGCUUGACCGUCCCGGCAGGGAAGGGAUCGGUUUGGAUCCUGUUGACGAGACACAUCACAUCGAUUGAGGAUUUCAGGGAGAACCGGGAGUACAUCACGGUUUUGGUGUAUAAAAACAAUGGAAAGCGGGUUUACUAUCCUUCGGACCCACCUCCAUACAUCGACGGAGUCCGAAUCAAUAGUCCGCAUUACCUGUGCAAAAUCCGAUUGGACCCGAACUCCGUCCGGAAGUACACUCUUGUGAUAUCGCAGUAUGAAAAAACGGCAACGAUUUAUUACUCGUUGAGGGCCUACUGUCGAGACAAGUUCGAGCUGAAGAAGAUUGAUAACCAGUUCCAGAUGGUUGAAAAUAUCAACGGUGAAUGGAAGGACCGCACGGCUGGUGGGUGCCCGAAUCAUCCGCUGACCUACAAGAACAACCCCCUCUACCGGAUGCACAUUGGCCCAAAGGACUCCAGUCACUUAGUCGUCGAACUUCGUGGUCCCAAAGUCUACCAGGUGGGGCUGGAGUUGACCGUGGUUUCGCUGGAAGACCCCGAUGUAACUGCCCCCUUCAUAUCUCAAAGCACCGGCAACUAUCGGUCCGGGUUCUGUGUGCUCGACCUGGAAGCCAUCCCUGCCGGAGUCUACCAGCUGCGUCCGUCCACGUUUCUACCGGAGCAGGAAUCGCCGUUCUUUCUCAAGUUCAAGUCGACAACGAAUUUGGUUAUCGAAAAGAUGAAUUAGGAGAGUUUUUGGGUAAUUGUUGAUGUUUUUUUAAUCAUUGUGAUGGCUUUGUUGAAAGCUUUUUAAGCGAUAAAAAAGUGGAUAUGUUACUUAUUGUACAUCUUUUUUAUCAU
Messenger RNA from Ochlerotatus camptorhynchus, 2428 nucleotides. RefSeq names its product calpain-7-like. Gene Ontology annotation, biological process: proteolysis. The coding region runs from base 144 to 2315 and encodes 723 amino acids. The record is from RefSeq and is a predicted model, not a curated record. Lineage: Eukaryota; Metazoa; Arthropoda; Insecta; Diptera; Culicidae. Gene Ontology annotation, molecular function: calcium-dependent cysteine-type endopeptidase activity. The transcript has 4 exons.